CUUGAAUGAAUAAAAAAAUCUCAACAAUGGCCGUAAACGUUUACUCCACAAAUGUAACGACGGACAAUCUGUCCAGACAUGACAUGCUUUCCUGGGUCAAUGAUUGCCUACAAGCACAAUUUUCAAAAAUUGAAGAACUCUGUACAGGUGCCGCAUAUUGUCAGUUCAUGGACAUGCUGUUUCCUGGGUCAGUGCCAAUGAAACGUGUCAAGUUUCGUACAAAUCUCGAACACGAAUACAUUCAGAAUUUUAAAAUUCUGCAGGCUUCUUUCAAAAAGAUGGUUGUCGACAAAAUUAUACCAAUUGAUAAACUAAUUAAAGGUCGAUUCCAAGACAAUUUCGAAUUCCUGCAAUGGUUUAAAAAAUUCUUCGAUGCCAAUUACGAUGGUCGUGACUAUGAUGCCAGUGGUGCAAGAGACGGUGCGCCAAUGGGUUUUGGUUCAGGAUCUGCACCUAAAAAUAAUCUCGGUGCUAGCUCAAAUCCUACACCUUCAUUUAGAAAACCGAUGGCUGCGCCAUCACACACACAAGGAGCAAGUCGCCCAGCUGUUACGCGGCCGACAGUUGUGUCCAAGGUCCCACCACGUGCACCAGUAAGCAGCUCUCGGGGUAUAUCACAACCAACUUCUUAUGGUGUAGCUAAGAAGGCUGCAGAGCCAGUGAACCAAGUAUCAAACCAACAAAUUGAGGAACUAUCAAAUCAGAUGAUGGAUCUGAGACUGAAUAUGGAAGGCCUUGAAAAGGAAAGAGAUUUCUACUUUAGCAAACUGAGAGACAUUGAAAUUCUAUGUCAAGAUGCUGAUGAGGGAGAACCCCAUCCUUUAGUGCAAAAGAUCCUAGAUAUUUUGUAUGCAACAGAGGAUGGCUUUGCUCCACCAGAUGAAAUACCACCCGAGGAUGAGGAAUAUUAAACAAAAUAAGAAAAAAUAAAACAAAAGACAAAAUUCAAUUUAAAAAAAGAAAAAAAAAAAAAAAAAAAACAACUCUCCUGCAUAGAAACAUGACAUGACAAAGGAUUGUUACUAUACAAAUAAUAAUGAUAAAAAAAAAAAAUAAGUGAAAUAACUGAUAUAAAUACCUAAAAAAAAAUUAUAAAUAGAAAAUAGAAAAAAAAACCUUAUUCCAAAUUGAUAUCUAAUACAAAAAAAAAAAAUAAGAAAAAAAAAACAUCCUAACCCCUUCUGGCAGAAGUAGCAGCAGCGGCAUACGGCGGCAGUGUUACGAAUUAGCAGUUCAGUAGGCUUUAACAUAAAGUAACUACACACGAAGCUCCACCAUCACAAUCACACACAGUAACAACACCUAAUUAUAUAAUAUCACUUUGAAAAAACAAUUAUUUGUAAAAAGCAAAAACAAAAAAAAAAAAAAUUAAAAAUAAUUUUUAGUUUUGUCUUGUUUCUUUGUUGUGUUACUAAAAAAUUGAAUUGAUGUAUUCAAAAAUUGAA
This is a messenger RNA of Episyrphus balteatus (marmalade hoverfly), 1445 nucleotides long. RefSeq names its product microtubule-associated protein RP/EB family member 1 (gene Eb1). The transcript is spliced from 8 exons. The record is from RefSeq and is a predicted model, not a curated record. Gene Ontology annotation, biological process: spindle assembly; regulation of microtubule polymerization or depolymerization; protein localization to microtubule plus-end. Lineage: Eukaryota; Metazoa; Arthropoda; Insecta; Diptera; Syrphidae. Bases 6 to 911 code for a protein of 301 amino acids. Gene Ontology annotation, molecular function: microtubule plus-end binding. Gene Ontology annotation, cellular component: cytoplasmic microtubule; spindle midzone; microtubule plus-end.